Phialemonium atrogriseum is the source of this 2808-nucleotide messenger RNA. Its product is annotated as nitrogen permease regulator 3. Gene Ontology annotation, biological process: cellular response to amino acid starvation; TORC1 signaling; negative regulation of TORC1 signaling. The transcript has 3 exons. The record is from RefSeq and is a predicted model, not a curated record. Lineage: Eukaryota; Fungi; Ascomycota; Sordariomycetes; Cephalothecales; Cephalothecaceae. Gene Ontology annotation, cellular component: GATOR1 complex. The coding region runs from base 1 to 2808 and encodes 935 amino acids.
AUGACGCUUCCCGUUCUUCCCAAUCCCUCCAACUUCCUAGCCGUUGCGCUCGUCAUCAAUCGAUCGCGCGAGGGGCCAAGGGUUGUCUUUCACUACCCCCCUCAUGUGCUACCAACCCAAGGCAGGUACGGGAAGUCAGACGAUGAUGACGAUCUCGACGACGAGGAUGACACCUGGCUUGGGCGCGCUGCUCAACUCUCAGGCCUCGAGGGAGCUGGCCCAUCCCUGCCAAACCCAGCCGAGUUCUUGCAAUGGAAUCAAGAUGACCACUUGGUCACCGAGAGCGGCACCCAGAUUGUGCCCUGGGAGCACGUCGCUGGCUUCCCGACGAAAGACCUCGGGAGGAUCCUGACUCCCGCACGCGCCUAUCAUAAGAGGCUGUUCCAGCUGUCUCUGGAUCCGCUUUACUGCGUCUCGUACCCUAUCUACGUCCCGGAGAGUGGGAUAUGGAAGAGGAAGACGAAGAAGGGCAAGAAAUCGAAGCCGACCAAAGGGGACGAGGACGAAGUCGUCCCUGCGGGUACAGAUGGCGCCACUCCAGCCGGCGACACAAGGGCGUCCGAGUCGGACCAGGCCGAGGCCAGGGACAUGGCCAAGCCUGCAGCCAGCGGUGAGGGGCCCACGGACAAAAAGAGUUCCAUGACCAUGUUCAACCUCGUCUUUAUUCUGCGGCCCAAGAAGCACGAGGUCAAGGAUCUAGUCGACAUCAUGUUUGUCCAUAUCAUCAAGAAAGUCAACAAGGCUUUGAAAUAUUGCCAGCAGAGGAGUGACUUUGUAUGGAAGGAGUCAAAACGAAUUCUAGCCCUCAAGGAAAAGGGCCGGGAAGAUAAGAUGAAGAUGAGUUCCUUGUGGCAUGAAAUCCUGUCGACAUCGUCGCUGGCCGCGUCGAUGCAGGAUAUAUAUGACGCCGUGUCCCAGAACAGGAUCGCGGCUCUUCAGCUGGAAACAGCCGAGGGAACAGUUACCCAUUCGGUGCAGAUACCCAUACCCUUCUGCAUAUCCGACCUCCCGCAAGACAACGACGUCGACCCGCAAGGCCAAGGCCUGUGGAUAACAACGGCGAAUACAUUCCUAAGCGAAGACGCCGCCGACGGAUCAGGUUACUUGGACAAGAACUUUGCCCUGCUCCUGAUGGACGACGAGAAGAAGAUUAUCGCAGAGCUGCAAACUAGUCCGGACGAGACGACUCUCUCCAUGAUUGAAUUUGUUCGGCAUUGCAAAGCAACGCUCUCGCUUUAUCAAGUCGCACAGCAGGCCAGCAGCAUCCUGACUCCAGCCCAAGUGCGAAAGUAUGCGCAGCACGUCAUUUUCUGGCGGCGCGCCAUCGCCAUCCCGCCGCUGCACGCGCGCGACAUUUACAUACUGUCGCCGAACUGCAACAUGUCCAGGCUGCCGCAAGCAGCGGCGCAGUGGGCACGGCAAUUCCCCCUCGCUCCGGCACUGCCGAACUUCUUGGCAGACCUCAGCGUGGCGCCCCGGCCCUACAAGAUGCAUUGCCCGGCCAAGCCGCACCGCCCGUUAUACAUGGCGAUGCUGGCGUGGCUGAUGCGCGGCGGAUGGGUGACGCAGCUCUGCACGUUUGGGUACGUUGUCGUGUGGCCUGAGAUUAUCUACGAGGUCGAGUAUGCGCUUGAGGCACAGGCCAUAGCGAAGGCGAAACGCACGCAGGGGCAAGGCGCCGAACCCGCGAGUAUCGAGAGCACAAAUACAAUCAGCAGCUCCUCCACGGGAGGCGGUGAAGGAGCCUCCCUAUCGGCGUCCAUGAGCCCGACCCACGGCGCCAGCAGCGCGGAACGGAGUCUCGACGCCUCGACGGACCUGGUCUCAUCCACGGCGACGCUGCGUGGCCCCUCUCUGUCGUCAACCCACGUCAACAUCCCCGGCGCAACCGAGCAGCAGUCUCCCGGCUCGGAGGCCUCUUCGCCAUCGCCUCGUUCCCCGCUCCGUCCUGGCCGCCAGCAAGGGCCCAGCGAGGACGAUGUCGACGAUGUCGACAAUGACGUCGAUGAUAGCGGGGACGACAACGAGAACAAUAACAAUAACAAUAACAAUAACAACAACAACCAAGCACCACCCCGCCACCGCCGCCGCCAGCGCACGCAGCCGACGCCAGCGGAGCAGGUGGCCGAGAAGGCGCGGCUGGAGCGCAUAGCCGACAAGGCAGCGCGCGACCUCGCCGACCGGGCGACAGCGCACGCGCGCAAGGCCGCCCCGCGGCAGACCGCCCACCCCAGCGUCAACGACGCGCCCCACCUCGCCGCCCUGUCGCCCCACAUCAUCCUCGACGCCAAGAAGGCCACCGGCCGCGAGAGCCUCUACCUCGACGCCAUCGGGCGGCGGCUGCUCACUGCGGGGAGGGUAGGGGCUUCGGCGGUGGGGAGGAGGAGGACCGACGGGAACGGGAAUGGGAACGGGAACGCGGAGGGAGGCGAGGGGCAGGAUGGGAGCAGCAAGGGCGAGGCGGCGGCCGCGGACGGAGGGGACAACAACAACAACAACAACAACAACAACAACAACACCAACAAUAACAACAAGGGCGACAGGAAGGUCUCGGAGGACGGAGAGAAGCGGGCUGGCUCGGCCAAGGGCGCGCCCAGCACCCCCAGCAGGCUGGCCAGGGACGGCAUCGUCAGGGACGGGAGGGACUGUGACGAGGGGGUCGCCGCUGCGUGGCCGCGGUUCUGGAAGUACUUCAACGGGCGGUCGGCGCUGGAGCGCGUCGCGCUGCAGGAGGACAUGAAGCGGAAGGACGUGUGGAACCUGCUGACGGCUAUGAGUGAGUACCUGCUGUGCGUGAGGCACUGGUAG